Messenger RNA from Caenorhabditis angaria, 1175 nucleotides. Lineage: Eukaryota; Metazoa; Nematoda; Chromadorea; Rhabditida; Rhabditidae. The record is from the annotation of a GenBank genome assembly.
AUGGAGUUAACAUUGAUUGCACGUGUUAGAGAUGGGCUAAUUCUCGCAACUUCAAUUGAAGGAAACAAUGAUCGCGGGGUGAGUUUUCCAGAAAAUUUUAAAUUUUCAAUAGAAAUUUUUGGUUUUCAGGGUGACACAAGCAUGGUAAAAUAUUCAAAUCAAGCCAAGAUGUUGUUCAAAAAAUUGGCAGGAGCACCAGCACAACAAACUGUUGAAAGUGGACCAUAUGUUUUUCAGUGAGGAAUUUUUUCGUAUUUCGAAAUAUCUAUGAUAACAUUUUUUUCUUUCCAGUUAUGCAAUUAUUGAUUCGGUGUGUGCUCUAGUUUUAUGCGAUCGAAAUUUUCCGAGAAAAGCGGCUUUUCAAUAUUUGAAUGAUAUUGGUAGAGAGUUUUUGAAUUAUAAUAGUUCGAAAAUUGAUUCGGUUGUUCGACCAUAUCAUUUUCUGGAUUUCGGUGAGCUUUUUGGAAAAUGAAACAAAAUUUAUUGAUUUCUUUAGACAAAUACAUUCAACAAGCCAAACACAAAUAUGGAGAUCAGAAUCGUUAUACAAUGAAUGCAGUUUCGAACGAGUUACAAGAUGUUACUAGAAUUAUGGUUACCAAUAUUGAGGAUGUUAUUCAUCGCGGAGAAGCAUUGAACAGUGGGUUUUUGGGGUUGGGAACUAGAGUGUAGUUUGGUAAGGGUUUUUUUUAGCUACCAGAGCUCUUGAAUUUCUAAAAAAAUAUCUAUAUUUUCAUUAUUAUGAUAUCAUAAUUUUAUAGAAUAAACACAAACAUAAUAAAAAAUUUUAUAAGAAAAAUUGAAAAAUAUUUCCUCAAAAUCCUCCAAUCUAUAGGAAAUGAUAUGAAAUUUUAUUAGUCAUUUACCCAGCGAAAGAAAAUUCUUGAAAUUACAUAAAAUUAGCUUUUUAAUUUUGGUAGAAAUUGCGUGACACUUUACACAUUUUAAUCUAAGAAUAGAAUUUCUUAUUUUAUUCAUCAUCGUUUUUGCAAGAAAAAUUGCUUGAAAAAAUCUUUGCAGUUCUCGAAAACCGCGCUUCGGAAUUGUCUGGAAUGAGUAAGAAGUAUCGAGAAGACGCGAAAGCACUCAACAGACGCUCAACAAUUUUCAAAGUUGCUGUUUCGGUUGGAAUCGUCGGAUUUUUGUUCCUCAUCUUCCGUUUUCUUAUUCUGUGA